AUGAAUUUAAGGCCAUUUAUUAAAACACACAUAAAGACUAUAAUGACAAAUUUUGACGUUUAGAGAGGACCAUUUGAUUCUUUUUUAAGAGAAUACUACAAAAAUAACAAAACUCUUGGCCCUUCUGAGCGUUCAAUAAUUUCUCAAACAGCUUUUGAUCUAAUUAGAAAUGAUCUUCUUCUUUCUCAUUUUACGAAAGAUGUGGAUAGAAAAUGUGAUCUAUUAUCACAUGUUUCAAAUUACGAGAAAGACCAAAAUAUUCCACUGUAAGAUUAUAUUUGAUCAAUUACAAAGGAAUAUUCGAUGUAGCUGUCCAGAGAUGUAAAAUAUGAAUUCUAUUUCAGACUGUUCCAACUAGUUUCUGAUUAAUAUGGUCAAAAAAGAGCAUAUGAGUUCUUUACAGCUUUAAACACCAAGGCACCAUUGACGAUUCGAAUAAAUCCAAUAAAAAUAACAAGAGAGAAAGUAAUUGUUUUACUACAUAAUAUCUUUAGCUAAUUAAGGAGAUGAAAAAUCUAUAUUUUAAAAAGACUUUAACAUCACCUUAUGGUUUAAUAGUGAGCAAAGAAAAUAAUGUAAAUUUGAGUGAUACAGAUUAAUUUAAAGAGGGAUUAUUUGAAAUUCAAGAUGAGGCCUCAUAAGUUUGUGCUCUUAGAGUAUAAUGCAAACCAAAUGAUAAAGUACUUGAUUAUUGUGCAGGAUCUGGAGGGAAAACCUUAGCAUUUGCUCAUUAGAUGGAAGGUAAAGGUGUAAUUGAGAUAAAUGACUCAAGAAGUGAAGCUUUGGCUAAAGCAAAGAUAAGAUUACGAAGAGCUGGUAUAAUGAACUACAGCUUCUUUACAAAGAAAUUCAAAUAUGAUUGGAUUUUAUUAGAUGUUCCUUGUACAGGAUUAGGAACUUUAAGAAGAAACCCAGAUUCGAAAUAUCGAUUUUCUUAGGAAAGAUUAGAUAGUAAAUAUAUUAAUUGAACUAGAUUUAAUAAAAUUAUAAUAAGAAAUAUUUGAUUAAGCAAUUAGAUAUUUGAAGUAAGAUGGAGUGAUAGUUUAUACAACUUGUAGUUUUUUGAAAGAUGAAAAUUAGAAUUAAGUGAAGCAUUUUUGCAAGAAGUACGAUUUAAGCGUGGUUGAUAAUGAUUAUUUCCAAAGUUUACCAGAGAGAGGUGGAAUGGAUAGUUUUUUUAGCAUUAGUUUGAAAAAAAAUUGAG
Molecule: messenger RNA, 1204 nt
Organism: Paramecium sonneborni
Lineage: Eukaryota; Ciliophora; Oligohymenophorea; Peniculida; Parameciidae
Source: the annotation of a GenBank genome assembly